UUGAAGGCGAUUCCGAUUGCGAAACCUCCGAUUGGUGAGCGACGUUUCAAGUUACCAGAACCGCCAGAACCUUGGGAUGGAGUCAGAGAUGCAACACGCUAUAGUGAUGCCUGCCUGAGCAACUCGAGUAUCAGCAAAUCACCGCAGAAUUUAAUGAGCGAAGAUUGCCUCUAUACGAAUAUAUUCACCAGUGAGAACUGCUUGUCGCGAUUACUAAGCGCGUCAUGUCCCGUUGUGUUCUACAUACAUGGCGGUCGUUUGAAACAUGAUUCAGCGGUGAUGUUUGAUGAUCAGUACAUAACGGAUCGAUAUUCGUCAAAAGACGUGGUUUUUGUGAUAUCGGCUUAUCGACUUGGGAUUUUCGGUCUUGCUACAUUCGCCGACGACUCAGUUGUUCCUCGGAAUUUAGCACUUUACGGUAUGCUGGCACCAUCUGCUAAAUACAUCCUCUCUCAGUAG
Messenger RNA from Cooperia oncophora, 459 nucleotides. Lineage: Eukaryota; Metazoa; Nematoda; Chromadorea; Rhabditida; Trichostrongylidae. The record is from the annotation of a GenBank genome assembly.